AUGAGAAGCAAAAUUAUUGAGAAUUCGUUAUUUUUCGCAUUUCAGGCUCUUGGCGUUGGUUUGCCAACCCAUCAAGGUGUGUUCACAAUGUCGAACGCAAUUCGACAGACGGCCAUCGCCUCACCGUCGACAACUCAACAGAGUCUCUCAUCAAUGGGUUCAACACGAGGAUCUAUCACACAAGGUACACCAAUGAUGCGUCCACCGUCACUGCCCGGCUAUGAUCCAUCGUCGUUGUUGAUGAUGGAUAAACUGAAGCAACAACAAGCCCAACAGGCAUCACUGCAAUCGGCUGGAAUCGGCUCAGCAUCGGCCACAACCAAUCCACCCUCGAUUACACCACUGGGCAGCGCCGCAGCGGCUCUUGGAGCCAGUGGCUCGUCAUUGGGAGGUGGUGGAACCACUCCGUUGGGACAGCUGAGUGCUGCUGCUGCUGGUGGUGGUGCGGCAAGUGGUGGUCCUGCUGCUUCGGCUCCACCCGGUACCCCGUUGGGACUGCAGAUGUCGUCACUGGGAGGAGGACCGUUUGCGGCCGGAGCCGCCAGUGCCCCACAAGGGAUUGGCACGCCGUUCGCCGCUCCGAGCACACCGGUUCCACCCGACAGUCGGAUGUCACCAAUAGCGUCAGCAUUCUACAAUCAAUUUGCAACUCUCGAUCCAGCAUUA
Anisakis simplex (herring worm) is the source of this 666-nucleotide messenger RNA. The record is from the annotation of a GenBank genome assembly. NCBI's taxonomy places the organism in Eukaryota, Metazoa, Nematoda, Chromadorea, Rhabditida, Anisakidae.